GUAUUCAGUGACCCAACAUGAUGGUGACGAAGACGAUUCUAGCUCUGUUAAUCCCGGUACUGGUCGGGCAAGCAUCAGGUAUCCUCAAUACAUAUCCUGCACCUCACGGAAUCCAAGCAUCCAGCAAGUUUCAGGUUUAUCUUAGCCAAGGUGGAAACCGAAAAUCCAGUUUCACCUACAUCACCACAUCAGAUCAGCGUGCUAAAGAGGUGUCCCAUGCCAAAGGUGGGCGUUCGGUUUCGUGGACAUCCUUCUCGUUUUCGGGAGGCGCGGUUACCGCCGAGAUCCACACUCCACACGACUUUCACAACUGUAUCGUCAGACCGCAACAUUACGGGUACAAAUGCCAGAGGACCGGAAGUAAAACAGCCCAUGUUACUAUAAGCGGCACGAGCAGAAUGAUGUCUGUAGAGUUUGACUAUGAUUAUGGGAGCAGCAAUGCUGACAUUAAGGACAAGAUGCUGAUUUUUGCAGAUCCACCAGAAUCAAAUGUCCCAAACGAACACGAUAGCUCGGUUCUCUUCUACAAAGCCGGAGUUCACAACUUGAACGGUCAGAUGCACCUAAAUAACAACAUAAAAAUUAUUUAUUUAGCUCCUGGUGCCUGGGUUGAAGGAGGCUUUCUCGCGACUGCUAAUCAUGGAGUUACUCUCCGAGGACGUGGAAUCUUGUCCACGCGAUCCUACAAAUGGCAUGACAAUCGGUUCAGCUGGGGAAUGCUGAACUUUGACCACGGAGGCAAUCAUGUUAUUGAAGGAAUCGUCAUGGUCGACCCCGAACAAUAUUUCUUCAGGGGUCUUAGUGACCACAACACCAUCCGCAAUGUGAAAAUGAUAGCUCCCUGGACGUUUAAUUCAGAUGGUGUGGGAAUGGGACACGAUGCUCUAGUUGAGGAUACGUUCAUCUGGGCCAACGACGAUUCUUUUAAGGUUUAUACAGACAAUAUGGUCGUCCGGCGAUGUGUGGUAUGGCAGGCUCAAAAUGGCGCUGUGUUUCAGUUUGGUUGGUGGAGCGGAAGAGACAUGCAGAAAGUAAGGAUCAGUGACGUCGACGUCAUUCACACCGACUGGUGUACAUUCAAGGGGAGUAACUGUCAUAUCAGUGGGAAUGAUGCCGUCAUUGAUCUGGCUGGGGACACGAAAUCCUUUAAAGUCAGUGACAUUGUUUUUUCUGAUAUCCGUAUUGAAGGCUCGUGUCCUAGAUUGGUCUACUUCAAGAUGAAUCCUGCCUCGACCGGAAGUGUCACCAAUAUGCAUUUUAACAACUGGUCCGUCGAGUCCCAACCGACCCACGACAGUCUCCAUAACGAAAUUCAAGGAUCCAAUAAAGCAUCAGCAUCAGGCUGGACGUUUACUAAUUUAAAGAUCGGCGGCCAUUGUAUCAGUAGUCCUAAUCAGGCUGAUUUUAGCCUCGAAUCUCACACUAACAAUAUUAAAUUUAUAUGUCAUUAA
Patella vulgata (common limpet) is the source of this 1451-nucleotide messenger RNA. Its product is annotated as dextranase. The record is from RefSeq and is a predicted model, not a curated record. The transcript is spliced from 2 exons. Bases 18 to 1451 code for a protein of 477 amino acids. Lineage: Eukaryota; Metazoa; Mollusca; Gastropoda; Patellidae.